Molecule: messenger RNA, 336 nt
Organism: Meloidogyne enterolobii
Lineage: Eukaryota; Metazoa; Nematoda; Chromadorea; Rhabditida; Meloidogynidae
Source: the annotation of a GenBank genome assembly
UUUCCAGACGUAUUUAACGAAGUUUCCAAUAUUUGGUUGCCUUUCUCUUUAAAUCUUUCUCGUUUUAUGAAUAUGGAAUCAAUUGAAAACGAAGUUGAAGAAGCUUUUGGAUCAUUAACCCAAAUUUCUCUUCUCUCCAACGAACACGGCAUUACCUCUCUUCGAACGUUGCACAAAGUCUCAUUAGAAAAGGCUUCUCUUGCCGCAGCAUUUCACCCAGAAGCUAUUUGGGAUCAUUUGUCGCAUAAUCCUCGUGUCCUUUAUAUAACUUCAAACCCUCCAAAGGUUGAGGGAACCAGAUGGGUGCAAAAAAGAGACAUUAAAAAUUAUAAUUGA